Molecule: messenger RNA, 1385 nt
Organism: Arabidopsis arenosa
Lineage: Eukaryota; Viridiplantae; Streptophyta; Magnoliopsida; Brassicales; Brassicaceae
Source: the annotation of a GenBank genome assembly
AGCUUCGAUUUUUCGGGUUUUUAUCAGUUCUUCUACUCUUCAUCACAAUCUUUGUAUUGAUGUGAAUCUUUCGUUUUCCUUUCUUUCCACGCAAAAAGUCUUGAGUUUUUUCCCCGUUAAUUUUGAUCCAAAUUCAUUAAUUAGGGUUUCCACCAUUUGUCAUCGACAUGGACGAAGAAGCUGCUUCUAAUGGUUCUGUUUUCAGCAAAUUCGAAGGAGAAGAGACGAUGGGAAAAGUUCUUCUAUUCGCAAUCGUAUCGAUUUUCACAGGGAUUCUGUUCCUCCUCUUGCUUCAUCUCUACGCUAGACUCUUUUGGUGGCGUGUGGAACAACAUUUCAACCUAAACCUUAUCCCAUCCGACGAGCCUGGUUCCACAGUCAUUGGACGUAAUCAUCGACAACGUCGUUUCGUCUUUGCUCAAGGUCAAGAAGAUCAUCCUCACAACUCUGGUCUUGAUUCUAAAAUUCUUCAAUCGAUCCAUGUUGUUGUUUUCAAGUCUACGGACUUCAAAGACGGGUUAGAAUGCGCCGUUUGUCUCUCUGAACUCGUUGAUGGCGACAAAGCUAGGGUUUUGCCAAGGUGUAAUCAUGGGUUUCAUGUCGAUUGUAUCGAUAUGUGGUUUCAAUCUCAUUCCACUUGUCCUCUCUGUAGAAACACCGUUGGUUCCGUGGAAGAGACGAUACAUGGAGGAAGUGAGGGUUUACCUCAAAAUCAAAACUUUGAAUCAGGGCAUUCGAGUAAUCAACAUAAUCCAUCUCAAGAUCAGAGCCCUGUUCUUGGGUUUUCGACAGAACCUUUGAGUUUCCCGACAAAUGUACUGGUUUGGGGAGAUCAGAAUCAAGUUAGAAGUGCAGGCCUCGUUGUUACUGAAGAAUCUACUGGAAAUUUUGCAGAUCAUCAACAAGAAUCUAGUAGUAACAAUACCUAUAACAGAGCACAAGAAGUGACGGCGGUUGUGAUGGACAUUCCGGCGAAUUCAAGUGAGAAUUUACCCGAGAGAAUCGACGAAGAAGAACCUAAGUCACCGAUGUUCACAAGGUUCAGAUCGCUUAAGAAGUUUUUGAGUAGAGAGAAGAAAGGUGUAGUUUCUGUUAUUGGUUCAAGCGGGACCAACAACAACAAUGUUUGAAUAAAUAGGUAAUCUUGAACCCAUUCAAGAGAGAGAUCUCGAGAUUUUUAUUCGUCUUGGUAUAUGAGAAGUGUGACAUAAACAUUCCAUGUAUAGUUUGAUUUGAUUCAAAUCUACAUUAGUUGUUUUCUUAUAAGAGAUGAUGAUUACGAUGUUGAUAUAGUUUGAAAUCUAAUUCUUGCAAUGGCAAAAUAACACUAUAUGAAAAGUAAUGUUUUAUAUAAAGGAACAGAACAAGAAAGUUUCGACUUUAUG